AUGAAGGCCACAAAACUCCUUGCGGCGUGCGCAGGCUUCCGGCUGUGUGCGCUGCCUGUGUCCCCGCGAUUUGCGAUAGAUAUUAAUUCCUACAUGCGUAAUAAUGACCCGGGCGUAAUUGGCCUUCCCAUGAACAUGCUCAUGGUAUCGAUCUACAAAAUCGACAGCAGGCUCAAAUUGGACGCACCGUAUAGGGUGGCUCUGUGGAACAAGUUAAAAAAAAACGAUCCAGUUGGCGCACAGAAAAAAAACCAUCCAGUUGAUGAAAGUUCACGUUGCGCUGGAGGCGGCUGCGCGCACAGAAAGCGCGCCGUGAGAUUGGGAUUCUUGAUUGAACCCUCGCCGUCGUCGCCGCCUCUUGAAUAA
Molecule: messenger RNA, 366 nt
Organism: Fimicolochytrium jonesii
Lineage: Eukaryota; Fungi; Chytridiomycota; Chytridiomycetes; Spizellomycetales; Powellomycetaceae
Exons: 1
Coding region: 1-366 (121 amino acids)
Source: RefSeq, a predicted model, not a curated record